Molecule: messenger RNA, 3291 nt
Organism: Alternaria rosae
Lineage: Eukaryota; Fungi; Ascomycota; Dothideomycetes; Pleosporales; Pleosporaceae
Product: isoleucyl-tRNA synthetase-like protein
Exons: 1
Coding region: 33-3200 (1055 amino acids)
Biological process (GO): isoleucyl-tRNA aminoacylation
Cellular component (GO): cytosol
Molecular function (GO): isoleucine-tRNA ligase activity; ATP binding; aminoacyl-tRNA deacylase activity
Source: RefSeq, a predicted model, not a curated record
UCCCCGCCGAUUCGCCCGCCCAUGAUGCUAUUAUGCUAACCCCAACUCGCAUCCUCCGCGCAUCAUGGUCAAACACCCUCCGACUGCCAAAAUCUAGUUUUCCGCCGCGACCGUUAGCGUCAACGAACCCAACCUACUUGCAGCGAUGCACCGAUGACCUGUAUUCAUGGCAGGCGAGCCCCGAACGCGUUCUACGUUAUGGACACCUGGAGAAGCGGUUGAAUGGAAAGAAUGGCGAGACGCAAGGCAAUGCGCCGAAGGAGACCUUCACUCUGCAUGAUGGGCCGCCAUACGCCAAUGGGCCAUUGCACAUUGGGCAUGCAUUGAACAAGAUCACCAAGGACAUCAUCUGCAGACACCAGGUCGGACAAGGGCAGAAGGUGUCAUAUAUCCCUGGAUGGGACUGCCACGGUCUACCCAUUGAGAUCAAGGCUCUCCAGGCGCAAAAGAAGGAUGCGGCGCAAGCCGACCCUGUAAGCGUGCGCGAUGCUGCGCGCGAACUUGCGACCCGAACAAUUCAGGAACAGAAGCAGGGCUUCAAGGAAUGGGCUGUCAUGGGUGACUGGGACAACGCGUAUCAGACAAUGGAGCGAGGUUUUGAGAUCAGACAGCUGGAGGUGUUCAAGAGCAUGUUCGAGAAGGGCCUGAUCUACAGGCAGUUCAAGCCCGUCUACUGGAGCCCGAGUUCGAGAACGGCGCUUGCAGAAGCCGAGUUGGAAUAUGACGAGGGACACAAGAGCUUGGCUGCUUUUGUGAGAUAUCCGGUACAUAUUUCUGAGGCCUUGAAGAAUGGAGCGUUGAAAAACGUAGACCGUGAUGUUAGCGUAGUCAUCUGGACGACCACGCCCUGGACUUUGCCGGCGAACAAGGCGAUUGCGGUACACAAGGACAUGCAAUACUGCGUAGUCAAGGAUGCUGAGCACGACGGCGAACUGAUCCUGGUCGCAGCUUCACGAGUAGCGGAGUACGAGAAGAUUCUUGAGCGGAAGCUCGAAGUAGUGAUCGCGGAUGUGCGUGGCGAAGAUCUCGCCGGUCAAGUUCAGUACGAAAACCCGUUCCAAAAGGCAAACGGAUUACAGCCGAUAAUUCAUGCCGACUUUGUCACCGACUCCUCGGGUACUGGACUAGUCCAUCUCGCUCCUGGACAUGGUAUGGACGACUACAACGUCUGCAUGGCGCUCAACGUUCCAGCAUUUGCUCCCGUAGACGAUGCUGGUGCCUUCACCAAGGACGCGUUUCCGGAGCAGCCCGAGCUCCUGGAAGGCCUACUUGUUGCUGAUGUCAAGAAGUCGGGUAGCAACGCCGUGUGCAACUAUCUCCAGAAGCUGGAUAUGCUUCGAGGCAAGCAGAAUUACCGCCACAAGUAUCCUAUCGACUGGAGAACGAAGGAGCCCGUCAUUACACGCGCAACUGAGCAAUGGUUCGCCAAUGUAGAAGGUAUCAAGGACGCGUCGAUGAAAGCGAUUGACAAUGUCAACUUCAUGCCUGAGACUGGUAGAAGUCGUCUAGAGAGCUUCAUCCAGGGACGCAGCCAAUGGUGUAUUUCACGACAGCGUGCUUGGGGUGUCCCUAUCCCUGCCCUGUACAAGGUAGAGGGUGAUACUCUGAAAGCGACCAUGGACUCUGAAACUAUCGACCAUAUCAUCGAGAUGAUCAAAGAACGUGGUAUCAAUGCAUGGUGGACGGAUGCGCAGGACGAUCCAGCUUGGAAGCCGAAGCAUCUCACCGGAACAUACGUACGCGGUAGAGAUACCAUGGACGUCUGGUUCGAUAGUGGUACCAGCUGGAAACUUCUUCCACAACAAAAAGAUCAGCCCGUUGCCGAUGUAUAUCUAGAAGGCACUGACCAACAUCGCGGCUGGUUCCAGUCAUCGCUCCUUACCCACGUCGCUACUCAGCCCUACUCGACCGAAACUGUCAGAGCACCGUACAAGACUUUGAUUACCCAUGGCUUCACACUCGACUCCGACGGCCGCAAGAUGAGCAAGUCUCUCGGCAACGUUAUCUCACCAUCUCAAAUCAUGUCCGGCGAACUUCUCCCACCCGUCAAGCGAAAGAAGCAAAAGGGCGUCAAGCAAGACCCAGCAGCCAAGCACACACCAACAUACGAUGCCAUGGGCGCCGAUGCUCUCCGUCUCUGGGCCGCAAGUAGCGACUACACGCGUGAUGUCACAAUCGGGCAGCCCGUCUUAAUGUCCGUGAACCAAGCACUCCACAAAUACCGCGUCACCUUCAAAUGGCUGCUAGGCAUCUUCUCGCUUCCCUCUUGCCCACCACCCUUCACCUCCUUCAACGAGCUCACACCCACCAUCACCGAAUUUAGCGAACUUACUGAUCGCCUCGCCGUUCACCGACUGGUGCAGGUCAGCGCAGAAGUACACAACUACUUCGGCAAGUACGAGUUCUUCAAAGGUGUCAACGCGAUCAACAAGUACAUUUCCAUGGAUCUGAGUGCGUUCUACUUUGAAACUCUCAAAGACCGGGUGUACACUGGCGACACGAAAGACUGCGAGACACUUCAGCGCGUUUUGGGACUCAUCUUUUACGAGCUGUUGCAGAUGCUUGCUCCAGUCUGUCCGUUGCUUGUUGAAGAAGUUUGGGAUCAUGUCCCUGCGGAGCUCAAGGAGAAGAGUGCUCAUCCUGCUCGUGCGGUCUGGUCGCCUCUUCCUGCCCUUGGCGAAGCUGAAUCUGCCAGUCUGGAGUCUAUGAGUGAGACUACUAGCACACUAGGCGCAGCCAUCAAGAUCGCACAAGAGCGCCUCCGUGCCGAGAAGAGGAUCGGUUCAAGUCUCGAGAGCGCAGCGACGGUUUACCUACCCAAAGCAACCAACGCCGAGAACUUAUACGCCGAAUUCUCAAAAUGUAUGCAGCCUACGACUCCCACGCCAACGGAUCUCGAAACCCAGCUCGCUGGCCUCUUCGUGAUCAGUGAGGUCAACUUUUGGACACCGACUGUAUCGUGUUUUGCGAACAACGUUUUCAGAGCGCAGGAUCUGGAUACGAUGAAGAGGCAGUCGCAGUGGUGGGAGGAAGAAGCGCUUUCGAGUGACGCGGGAGUGUUGGGGAAGGCGAAGGUGCUGGUGCAUCCGCCCAGUAGGGGGAAGUGCCCGAGGUGUUGGCGUUUUGUGAAAGGGGAAAAGGAGGAGAUAUGUGGGAGGUGUAAGGGUGUUGUUUCGCUGCAGGGUAGGGUGCAGAUGUGAAUGUAGCUGCAGCUGCUUUGUACAAUAUUGUAACACGUUAAGAAUCGUCGAACAUGUGAACAUCACUGAUAAAUAUACAAACUGAAGUUGG